This is a messenger RNA of Canariomyces notabilis, 1004 nucleotides long. RefSeq lists its product as uncharacterized. Bases 141 to 869 code for a protein of 242 amino acids. The record is from RefSeq and is a predicted model, not a curated record. The transcript has 3 exons. Gene Ontology annotation, cellular component: post-mRNA release spliceosomal complex; U2-type spliceosomal complex. Lineage: Eukaryota; Fungi; Ascomycota; Sordariomycetes; Sordariales; Chaetomiaceae.
UGCCGGCCGGGCAGGCCCCGCAAAUUCGCCAUUGGCUUGUGCGUUAUCGUAAAAAAAGUGACGGUAUCGUACGGUAAACAUCAGCUUCAACUCUCCAUCGCCACAGCGGGCAACGACUUUACAAAGCUACAGCCCCCCCAAUGUCCUCCCACGCAACACUAAGCGCAGCCGCCGACGAGCGCAAGGCGCGUCUCGCCAAGCUCAAGUCCCUCAAGCGCAAGCAGCCCGCCGAAGAGGAAAUCAACCCCGCCAUCAUACCCGAAGCCGGCGACGACCAGGACGAGACUGCACCUACCCAAGAUGCUGCAACUAAGAAGCAAGAAGGGGAAGCCGGCGGCACGGCGUCGUCGCCGCCAACAAACGACGUAGCCAAAAUGCACCUCUCGCUGCGCAACUACGACCCGGAAACCCGCGGGCCAAAGCUCGGUUUUGAGGCGCCACCCACCCUCGACUUUGACAUGCCCACGCUUGAAGAGCAGGCCCGCGAGCUGGAGGAAGAGUCCAAGCGCAAAGCGGCGAUCGAAGCGCAGGACGGCAAGGGCAUCGAUCUGUUCACGCUACAGCCCAAGAAGCCGAAUUGGGACCUGAAGAGGGAAUACAACCAAAAAAUGGAGGUGCUGAACGUGCGGACCGAAAACGCGAUCGCCAGGCUAGUGAGGGAGAGGCUGGCCGAGAAGAAGGCUGCUUCUGCUGCUUCUGCUGCUUCUGCUGGGCCAAAGGGGAAGGGCAGUCUGGACGGGGAUGCGGAAGCAGAGGGCAUGCUGGACGGGGCGGCUAUGGUGGAGGGGAUACGGUUACGGGAGAGAGAAGAGAAGGAGGAGGCGAGGAGGGAGAGGGAGGCCGAGGCGGAGGAGUUUGGCACGGCCUAAUAUGAAUGACUGAUUGGUGGGCUUCACGAUAGGGGACACUACAUCAAGGGAAUUGGGGACAGUGGCCUCGUCCUUUCUUUUCCAUCUGGUUGACUAAUGACCCGUGUGGGGUGUGAUGCCAAAACGCUAACCUUU